CUCUAGUUCUUUCCUUCAACUCCGGCACCUUCUGCGCUCCCUCUCUCCUCUCUCCUCCACUUCGAGACCUUGUGCGCUCCCUCUCUCUGUCUCCUGCUGUUGCGUCUACAAACGCUGUCUUGACUGGAGCAGAGGAGAGGACAAACAGAGAGGAUCUGAGUCAGAAUCCAAAAAAACACCAAAAGGAGAACAGAAACUUUGACUUGUCCUCGCCGAGUGUCGUGUGUCUGUGUGUGCUGAGUUUGUUAGAUGUGUGUGAGCUUCUUGAGAUCUCCUCUGAUUGAGUUCUGGGGGAUCUGUCAUUGAAGACAGGAGGCGCAUUGACAGCGAACGAAAGGCUGGGGUGAACCUGACACAGCUCCACAGAGGAGAGGAAGAGGAAAGGAAGAUGAGAAAGUGACAAGCGGGACCGUGGCUUUGAAUGGUGGCAGAACAACCGACGACACUGUGACUACACAUCCCAUCAUCCUACAGGCCCCAGAUCUGAUUGGAUGGUUUUGUCAGAAUGACAGCCGAAGAUUCUGCUUCUUCCUCGACCAUGAGCAAUAACUCUGCCCCCACCAAACCCUCCAAAUCCUCUGGUGCCUCCCACCACUCUCUCCAUGGACAGAUCGCCAUCCCAGAGGGUGUUGCAGGAGCUCCCAACGAGGCCUCGCUGGUUGCCUUGAUGGAGCGCACUGGCUACAGUAUGGUCCAGGAAAACGGUCAGCGUAAGUAUGGUCCCCCACCUGGCUGGAAUGGUCCAUCUCCUCCGCGAGGAUGUGAAAUCUUUGUGGGGAAGAUCCCACGGGACGUUUAUGAGGAUGAGCUGGUCCCAGUGUUUGAGUCUGUAGGACGAAUCUACGAGAUGCGUCUGAUGAUGGACUUUGAUGGGAAGAAUCGAGGAUAUGCGUUUGUGAUGUACACAGAGAAACAUGAAGCCAAGCGAGCUGUGCGGGAGCUCAACAACUAUGAGGUGCGGCCUGGGCGGCUACUGGGGGUCUGCUCCUCUGUGGACAACUGCCGUCUUUUCAUUGGUGGUAUCCCCAAGACCAAAAAGCGUGAGGAGAUCCUGGAGGAGGUCUCUAAGGUGACGGAGGGUGUACUAGAUGUGAUUGUUUAUGCCAGCGCUGCAGACAAGAUGAAGAACCGCGGCUUUGCCUUUGUAGAGUAUGAAUCGCACCGUGCAGCCGCCAUGGCACGCAGGAAGUUGAUGCCUGGGCGUAUUCAGCUGUGGGGCCACCAGAUCGCAGUAGACUGGGCGGAGCCUGAGAUUGAUGUGGAUGAGGAUGUGAUGGAGACGGUGAAGAUCCUCUACGUCAGGAAUCUUAUGAUGGAGACCAGUGAGGAGACGAUCAGACAGGUCUUUAGCCAGUGGAACCCUGGGUGUGUCGAACGUGUCAAGAAGAUUCGCGACUAUGCCUUUGUCCACUUUACCUCCCGCGAUGACGCUGUCCUGGCCAUGGACCACCUUAACGGCACAGAGGUGGAAGGGUCCUGCAUUGAGGUGACACUUGCUAAGCCUGUGGAUAAGGAGCAGUACUCCCGCCAAAAGGCCUCAAAAGGGGUUGCCGCCACUCCAGAGGCUACUCAGCAGAACUACGUUUACCAGUGUGACCCCUACACAUUGGCCUACUACGGUUAUCCCUACAACACUCUGAUUGGACCCAACAGAGACUACUUUGUUAAAGGAUCCCCAAUGAUACAGAACAAUGGUACUGUGCGAGGUCGUGGUCGUGCUACUUCAGGUAACCGUACCCCUGGACCGCGUGGGUCAUACCUGGGGGGUUACUCUGCCGGUCGUGGCAUCUACAGCCGCUACCACGAAGGCAAGACCAAGCAGCCUGAAAAGCCCUAUGAGCUGAUGCCCAGUCUGGAGCUCGCUGCUUCCGUCAACCCAGUUGGCAUCAAACCUGGCACAAUGGCACUGCCCGCUCUGGGUGGGCAGUACCCAGUGUUCAGUGCUGCUCCUGCAGCAAAGCUGAUGGAGGAGGGGAAGGUGCACACAGUGGAGCACCUCAUCAACCCUCUGGCAAUGCAACAUGCUGAACACACCACCACUCCUGCUGCUGCCACUGUCCUUCCUGCGGUCUCUACCCCUCCACCUUUUCAGGGUCGUCCAAUCACCCCUGUCUAUGCUAUGGCUCACAACGUGCAGCGUAUCCCAGCAGCCAGUGGCCUCUAUGGAGCUGGAUAUGUCCCCAUCGCAAACUAUGCCGCCAACACAGCAGCUCUGGCCGCUCUGCAGAAGAAUGCAGCGGUGGCAGCUGCAGCGUACGGAGGCUAUGCAGGCUACGCUGUGCCACAAGCUUUUCCCACUGCUGCCUUCCAGUUGCCCAUUCAUGAUGUCUACCAGACAUACUGAAUCUGAGGCUCAGGCAUUUUCCUGCCUGUGACUGAAAGACCAGUGCAACAUCUCAACAGUGUGCAGACUCAUCUAUCCAAAUGUCUUAUGAACUUGUGAACAUCCAAGUGCUCUAAAAGAAUGUCAUUUUAAAUGCUUUGGUUUUGUUUUGUGUUUUGAACAGUGACAUAAUUUCAUCCUGGUAUGUAUUUCUAUCUAUUUGACCCACAGCAUUCCUUAGUGUCAAACUUAAAUAUGCAGGAUCACUCUGAUCCACUUAAAAUUAGACAUAGAAGACAUGGUUCUUACUGUACGUCUUAACGAUAUUCCUUUUAAAAAUAAGCAAUACUCACAGUCACAGCUCAGUUUCUUACAUGUCUGUGUCUUAUUAGUUCCCAUAUUUACCAUUGUUGCUGUAGCAACAAGUACACUGAAGGUACAUUCAAGUAUUUAUGAACAGAAAAUUGAUAUUUAAAGAUUUCUCUGUAGUUUUCUAUUUUCAUUUUGAGAUGGUAGUUCUUUAAAGAAGAAAAGAGACAGCUUUACUCUGUAUCUUUUGAAAAUUAAGUGUAAAACUUAAAUGAAACAAAAGUUAACUGGAAGGAAGGAAAAUUACAACUACUGACAUGAGAGGAUACCACUGGAGACCACAGGUUUUGAAUAUACUAAUAUAUUUUUUAGUAUUUGUCAUUAAUAUAUAGUAUUUUAGCCAAUACUACUUGCAGUAGGUGAUGCUGUCCGUCCACGCUGGUUGAAUGUGUAUGCUUCAAGUAUACCUGUUUGGUACUUUUUGGUUUAGUUUUAUUUGUGUUUUGGUUAUUUUUAAAUGAAGGUUUUAAUGUGUAUUUGCCUAUAAUUAGUUUGUAAGUCUCCACUUUAACCUUAUGAAAAGUUGCAAGCUUAAUAAUAUUAUUGUGACAGAUUCCUUGGGGAACAAAAAAAAAAAAAAAAAACAGAGAAAAAGUCAACUGCACAGUUUUUUCAGCAACAGCACAUCCAUGGAGAUGUUUUCCAUCCUCACAAACUUUGCUGACGGGACUAAGACUGAACAGAUAUUUUUUUUUGUAUGUGUUUAUUAUUGUUUAUUGAAUGGUUUGAAACUUUUGAAAGGUGAACAAAUAUGGACAGAAAUGAGAGACAUUUUUCUAUUUGGACUGGAGCACUCUGACUUAAAGUGCUCCUGCCUUUGCCAAUGCAAACCACACCUUUAAGGCUCCAUACACUCCAGUCAACAUGACAUUAGAGAGAUUCUCUGCCUAACUACAAUGCCUUGCAUCUGCAUACUGUAUGUCCUCCUUACAUUGCCUUUUAUCGUGCCUUUCAUAACCAAACUAAGUGCAUGUGACUGGCACAAAGAGGAAAGUUUUACACCUGUGCGAAGCUCCAGAGUGUUUCACUCCUACAGUGAAUGAAUCAGGUUGAGAUGAGUAGUUUCAAUCGCUGCAGCCAGGUGUAACAAGACUACCUCUCUGCUGUAGUCUCUUCUCUGAAUUUACCUGCAGUAACACUCUGAACGUCUGUCUCCUAUUUAUCUCAUGUCCUCCAAACUGUGCUUAACCGAGGUGCACUUAGACAUUUUUUUUUUAAAAGCAGAAUAUUUCCACUUUCAGAUGAAAAGAUAUUGAUUACCGAGCAUGGAUUUGUGAAUGAACUGAGCUGUCUGAUGCUGUUCAGUGUUUGUGUGUCUGACAGGGUUUUUCUUCCCAGAAAAGCAUAAAAAA
Messenger RNA from Sphaeramia orbicularis (orbiculate cardinalfish), 4044 nucleotides. RefSeq names its product RNA binding motif protein 47 (gene rbm47). The transcript is spliced from 7 exons. NCBI's taxonomy places the organism in Eukaryota, Metazoa, Chordata, Actinopteri, Kurtiformes, Apogonidae. Gene Ontology annotation, molecular function: RNA binding. The record is from RefSeq and is a predicted model, not a curated record. The coding region runs from base 506 to 2344 and encodes 612 amino acids.